This is a messenger RNA of Penicillium lagena, 1899 nucleotides long. RefSeq names its product putative very-long-chain acyl-CoA synthetase family protein (CefD1). Lineage: Eukaryota; Fungi; Ascomycota; Eurotiomycetes; Eurotiales; Aspergillaceae. Gene Ontology annotation, molecular function: long-chain fatty acid-CoA ligase activity; long-chain fatty acid transmembrane transporter activity. The record is from RefSeq and is a predicted model, not a curated record. The transcript has 4 exons. The coding region runs from base 1 to 1899 and encodes 632 amino acids.
AUGGAUCUAGGUACCGCCGCCGCUGCACUGGCCGGAGGAGCCACGGUAGCAGCUUACUUGAACGCCAAAUUCCACAUCGCAAAGGAUGUAUCGAGCCUGGUGAACCUGAAGAAGAGUGAACGUGGACAUGCGCGUGCUUUCGGCCGAGGCCGCGGAAAUGUCUGGUUCGUCUUCCUCGAGACCGCAAAGAAAUACCCCGACAUGGUCUGUCUAUGGACACGCAACCGGUCCUACACCUAUCGAGAAGUCCUGGAGCAGGCAUGCCAAUAUGCCCAUUUCUUCUUGUCUCAGGGGGUGAAGAAAGGCGAUUUGGUGGCGUUCUACCUCCAGAACCGAGAGGAGUUUAUCAUUGGAUGGAUUGGGCUGUGGAGUAUUGGAUGCGCCCCGGCUGCAAUCAACUACAACCUGAACGGCGAUGCCCUGCUGCACUGCUUGAAGAUCAGCGGCGCCAAGCUGGUGCUGGUGGAUGAGGACCCGACCUGCCAGGCCCGGGUGGACGAAUGCAGGGACGCUAUCACAGGCCAACUGGGAAUGAAACCAAUGGCCCUGGACAAUUCUCUCAAGUCGCACAUUCGCACUUUUCCCACUGCAACGCCGCCCAAGGAGCUUGCGGUGGAUAUGCCGGGUGAAUUCCCAUCUAUCUUGCUCUAUACCUCGGGCACCACCGGCAUGCCCAAGGGCUGUGCGUUCACCAUGUCCCGUCUGUAUACUACGUUGGGUAUCCGCCGUAGUGCCAUGGCAGACAAAGACGGGCCCAACGGUGACCGCUGGUAUAGCUGCAUGCCCUUAUACCACGGUACGGCAGCUAUGGCUAUGAUCGCUUGUUUGACCACCGGGGUGAGCAUUGCAAUCGGCCCGAAGUUCAGUGUCCGAAACUUCUGGAAUGAUGUGCGAGACUCGGAGUCGACCUUCUUCGUCUACGUGGGCGAAACAGCUCGUUAUCUCCUUGCACCGCCACCAUCGCCCCAGGACAAGAAUCACAAGGUGCGCUGCAUGUACGGCAAUGGCCUCCGUCCAGACGUCUGGGAACAGUUCCGCGAGCGGUUCGGGGUGCCCGAGGUGGGCGAGUUCUUCAACAGUACCGAAGGUAUUUUCGGUCUGUUCAAUUAUAACCGGGGUCCAUUUACGGCUGGCAGUGUUGGUCACCAUGGGCUGAUAAUGCGUGGUCUGCUGCACAAUGUCUUUGUGCCGGUGGCCAUCGAUCCGGAGACUGGCGACGUCCUCCGGGACCCCAAGACUGGCUUCGCUGUCCGGUCUCCCUAUGAACAGGGUGGCGAGAUUCUCGUCAAUAUCCCCGGCGAACAAGCGUUCCAAGGAUACUGGCGCAACGAUCAAGCCACGAGCAAGAAAUUCCUCCGUGACGUCUUCAAGAAGGGUGACCUGUACUACCGAUCGGGUGACGCGCUCCGCCGCCAGAACGAUGGCCGCUGGUACUUCAUGGACCGGCUUGGGGAUACGUUCCGCUGGAAGAGCGAGAAUGUUGCCACUGCGGAGGUUUCCGAGGUGAUUGGCAAAUUCCCCGGUGUCCUCGAAGCCAACGUCUAUGGAGUAACGGUGCCAAACCAUGAAGGACGAGCCGGUUGUGCCGCUCUCCAAAUCAGCCCGGAGGCUCGUCAGACAUUUGACUACGCGGCUCUUGCACGAUUCGCUCGUUCCAAACUGCCCCGAUACGCUGUCCCGAUCUUCCUGAGGGUCGUCGAUAAUCCCACGCAUAUCCACAACCACAAGCAGAACAAGGUGCCUCUUCGCGACGAGGGAAUUGAUCCCGCCUUGAUUGGGACCAAGGUCCCACACGGACAGGCGGAUGAAUUCCACUGGAUGGCAUCCGGUCAGGAUAGCUAUUCGCCUUUUGGAAAGGAGCAGUGGGAUAAGCUCUCGAACGGGACGGCACGACUGUGA